This is a messenger RNA of Drosophila innubila, 1600 nucleotides long. RefSeq names its product serine/threonine-protein kinase pelle (gene pll). The transcript has 3 exons. Gene Ontology annotation, molecular function: protein binding; protein kinase activity; ATP binding. NCBI's taxonomy places the organism in Eukaryota, Metazoa, Arthropoda, Insecta, Diptera, Drosophilidae. Bases 131 to 1558 code for a protein of 475 amino acids. Gene Ontology annotation, biological process: protein phosphorylation; signal transduction. The record is from RefSeq and is a predicted model, not a curated record.
UUUGAUACAACUCUAAUCUGUAAUUUCAAUCCGGGUUCUUCAAGAGUUUUGAGUGUAGCAACGAACAAAUCAUUACAUUACCGGUCUUGGGAUCAUCUUUUUAUCAGUAUAAAUCGGCCUUUUUGGCAAGAUGAACGCGGCAGCACCAGAGAAUGCUAGUAGCAGCUCCACAAGAUCGGGAGGAGAAGACAACUCCAUGCCGAUUGCUCUAUUGCCAGCGCCUGUGCGCGAGGAGCUUUGCGAUCAUUUGGACACCUUGGAUGUGUGGAGAAAGUUGGCGACUUUCGUGAAACUGUAUCCCAAUGAUGUCCAAUACAUUCAAAACCAGAGUUUGCGUGGACAUUCCCCCACAAACGAAUUUCUCAACAUUUGGGGCGGCCAAUACAAUCACACAGUAAACACACUGUUCGCACUUUUACACAACAAUAAACUUCGCAGUGCCAUGAUGAUUAUUAAAGACACUGUGGAUGUAAAACUCCACAAAUAUAUUCUGAGAUGUGAAGAGACUGUUAGCGAGCAGCGUGAGCCGCCAAGUACCCGCUCCAAUAACAAUGUUAAUGAAAGUUGUCAUAGUAACAGCUUAGAAUCUCCAGACGAUAUUCGAGUCAGCAGUGUCCAACGUGCUGCCCAAUCAUUGUUAGAAAUCGAUUACGACGAGUUGGUUGAAGCAACAGGAAACUGGAGCCCCGAGAAUAAACUCGGCCACGGUGGCUUUGGUGAAGUCUUCAAAGGGGAGUUUAAAAAUACCGAUGUGGCCAUUAAAGCUAUGAAUUAUAAGCAUAAGCAUAUCAAUAAAAGACAAGUGCAUCUGCAACAGAGCUACAAUGAGCUGAAAUACUUGAAUACCCUUCGACAUGACAACAUUCUGGCUCUCUACGGCUACAGCAUUAAUGGCGAGAAGCCCUGUCUAGUGUAUCAACUGAUGAAGGGCGGUUCACUGGACUCCAGACUAAGAGCGCGCAACUCAAAGUCGCCAGUGCCUCCAUUGACAUGGCAGCAGCGCUUGUCUAUAUCCUUAGGCACUGCCAAAGGCAUUUAUUUUCUACACACGGCGCGUACAAAGCCCCUGAUACAUGGGGAUAUUAAGCCCGCCAAUAUUCUGCUAGAUCACUGCCUACAGCCGAAGAUUGGAGAUUUUGGAUUGGCCCGUGAAGGUCCCAAGUCCAUCGAUGCGGUCAUGGAAGUGGCAAAAGUCUUUGGCACAAGAAUCUACUUGCCACCAGAGUUUCUCAGCUCCAAGAAGCUGAGCACCGGUGUUGACAUCUAUAGCUUUGGCGUUGUAUUGCUAGAAGUAUUUACUGGCCGACUGAUGGCCGAAUGUACUCUACAAAACGAUCAGCAGCUUCUGCUUAAAUCAGUUAAAGAAAGUUGCCAGCAAUCGCAUGAAAAUCGCUUCGAGAUAUUUGACAAUCAUCUCGUGACACCAAUGGGCGAGGAAUUGGAUAGAUGCUUGUGUGCCAUAGAAGUCGGUCUAAAGUGCGCCGCUUCCAACUCCCAGAAUAGGCCAUCUAUGGAUGACGUUGUAAAGAAAUUCAAGACAUUCGACAUUGAAUUUUAGAUAUUUAUGCUAUGUUUUUAAAGAAAUGCAUUCCAAUAUAUA